GCCGAGAUCGAAACUCCCAGGAACGGGACCACUUUGCCACCAAGCCCACCUCUCCUGCCUCCUUUGUAACGGGUCUCCUGUCAAUCCUGCCCACACCGUGUCAACUUAUUAGACCCCGCGAUCGCUCUCGUGCUCAAAUCCUGAAAUCGCUCUACAAAAAAAAAACCUACAAUUUAUCCGCUGUCUGCUGCCCUCCGUGAUCAUUCGGUCAGUAUCCUGCGGAGGCGCCGCUCCUGAUUUGCUGCGUUUAGCAUCCGGACAAAGUACCGGCCAGGCUAACUUUAAAUCAUUGAAUCAGAAUGUUGUCAAUGUCGGGUUUACCGCACCACUGUCGCCAGUAGUUUUACUCCCCGUCCGCGAUUUUACCUAUUUACCAGCUGGGUUCCGCUGCCCCUCCUCCCUGACCCUCAAUCACAGCAUCUUCUGCACACUACCCCGCCCCCGCAACCAGUGCUUAGACCUGGUUUCCACGCGACAGAAGGUUCCUAGGAUGUUACUAGACACGAUGGUCGGCCAAGAUCCGGCCACGAGCCCCAAAAUGGAAGAUCUCGCGAGCAUCAGCGAAAUCCCCGGCGAUGUGUCCGCUCCUCCCAAGGAGAUCCCCAAGAAAGAUGCCAAUACCCUGCCUAAUUCCGGCGCCGCGGUGCCUCCUCCCAAAACUGACAAGCCCCGGCCUCAUGUCUGCAACACGUGCAAUCGGUCCUUCGCUCGAUUGGAACACCUCAAGCGUCACGAGCGCUCGCAUACCAAGGAGAAGCCCUUUGAGUGCCCGGAGUGCGCGCGCUGUUUCGCUCGUCGCGACCUGCUACUCAGGCAUCAACAGAAGCUGCACAUGACCACAACGCCCUCGUCGCGUCCCAGAAAUGGCCGGCGGGAGAGCACGGGAAAUGCAGGCACUGGAGCGAACCGGGUUCGCAAGAACUCUAUCGCCAGCAGCUCCACCAUGCGCCCGCGCGCAAACACCAUCAGCCAUAUUGACGCAGCGGCUCUAGGAAUCAACUCCUCCAAUCCGUCUUCGGCUCCCGGCCAUCCCGGCCAUGUCUAUCAUGCGAGCAUUGCCACAUCGGUCGGUUCCAACCUGGACUUUGCCCGCGGAUAUGCCUCUGGUCACCACCCCUCCUUGAAUGGUCUCUCCAAUGGUCUACCCAAACUGGAAACAUCCGGGCUACCCAUGGACUUUGCUGGAGGCCUUCGGACUGCCCCGGUCUACGGCAGCUUUGACAUCAAUAUCCCGGACAUGUUCAUGGGUCAUAGUACCAUCGAUCCCUCACAGCUCCAUUUCGGGGGCUCCCCGCAGCAGUAUGGGAAUGAUUCACCCUCAUCCCCAUACACCCAUGGUGCGCAUCAUGUGCCCUCCACUGAUGCAAUGAUGGAGGAUGACUUCAGUUUCGAUUGGAUGAAUAACUUUGACCCUGCCCUGCCGCUGGGCAAAGGCAAUGAUUCCGCAAUUGACGAGUCGUCUCCCUCAGCCAUGAGCACAGGCAGCCAGAGUGGGAUCAGCGAAGCGAUGAUGGAUGGCUCAAACCGCUAUUCCUCCAUCUCCUCGGCUAGCUGGCACAACCCGUUUCCCCAUAACGCGGCGGCCUCGAACCAGUACCCCAUCGAUUACACAUCUUCCAGCUUUAAUGAUAUAGGAAUCUCGCCGGAGACGGUUUCCCCCAAGUCUUUGAUGGCCCAGAACCCGUUUGCGGAGACCUAUGCCACCCCCCCAUCCAUGACUUCCGUGGGUCAGCCCAUAAUGGGUGGACAUUCGCAUAGUAUGUUUUCAUCCUCUAUGGCAACAAACGGAGAAUCUCCUAAUCCUCUCAACCUGCCUUUCACGAAUAGUGCCCUACGAACUUACCAUUCCCCAAGCUCCACGGAUACCUUUACAGACUCCACACGACAGGCUUUAUUAGCCAGUAUGGCGCGCCCUACCAGUCUCAAUCACCGCAAGUACUCACAGCCGGCCAGCGGCAUGAUCCAAUGCCGUGACCUGUUCUCCCGUUCGUCCAGCUUCAGCAGCUCCGGUCAACUCCCCAGCACCUCGGACAUGCAGCGUUACAUCUCGGCCUACAUCACCUACUUUCACCCACACAUGCCCUUUCUCCAUAUCCCGACCCUUGACUUCCAAGCACCCGAAUAUACCAACAACCUCCGGACUCCUAGCGGCCAUCUCAACCUGAGCUCCACUGGCGUGGCUGGAGGUGGUGGCUCCCUGAUCCUCUCCAUGGCUGCGAUUGGAGCGCUUUACGAAUUCGACACCGCCGGUUCCAAGGACCUCUUCGAAGCUGCCAAGAAAAUGAUUCAACUCUAUCUCGAGGAACGCCGGAAAGCCGAUCUGUCUACUGCUUUUGGCCGAGGGAGUCAAGCGCGCGAUACCUCGAUACACAACACUCCGCUGUGGCUGGUACAAGCAAUGCUUCUCAACGUUAUCUACGGACAUAGCUGUGGUGACAAGACCUCCGCUGACAUUGCGAGUACCCACUGUGCAGCGUUGGUGAGCCUUGCACGAGCGGCUGAAUUGACCCAUCAUCUGGAUGCGAGGGAUCUUUGCCAGGACUAUCUUACCGCCGGGCUCAGCAAAGACUCUGCCAAUUGGAGCCAAGUACCAUCUGGACAGUCUAAAGAGCGAAAGGAGUGGCUGGACUGGAAGAUCGUGGAGGAGCGGAAGCGCACGCUGUACGCGAUCUUCGCUCUGUCGUGCUUUCUCGUCUCUGCCUACAACCACGCACCUGCUCUUACCAACUCGGAGAUCCGCCUGGAUCUGCCCUGCGAAGAGGAGCUGUGGGCGGCAGAGUCUCCCCAGGCUUGGAAGGAAAUGGGUGGCCAGCCGUCCCCGAAGAAGGGACUUUCCUUCUCCUCGGCCUUGACUACCUUGUUAACUGCCAGCCAACGCGAACAGCAGCCGUCUCCGUCGAGGUCAUCGGGUAAUAAUACUCCUUCAGGUGAUCCAUCCAGUCCCGAGUUAAAGCUUAGUACCUUCGGAUGCUUGAUCCUGAUAUAUGCUCUCCAUAACUACAUUUGGGAAACUCGCCAACGGCACAUAGGUCGACAGUGGACGUCUCGGGAAACCGAGGCUAUGCAGGCUCAUAUUGAGCCUGCACUGAGGGCCUGGCAGUCCGCUUGGGCCAGCAACCCCGUCCACAGCCUGGAACGUCCCAAUCCCUUUGGUGCAGGGCCCCUGUCGGCUGACAGCAUUCCACUGUUAGAUCUCGCAUAUGUAAGGUUGUUUGUUAACCUUGGACGAUGCAAGGAGGCAUUCUGGCAGCGCGAUUGGAAUGCUAUGUCCGACGAGCUUGCCCGCGGAACAGAGAUCGUUCACCCCAUGGAUGACAUUCCGACCGAUGUGCUGGACCCAUCGAUCACGGAAGGUCCGAAUCAGACUGACAACCGGCGCGAUUCAGUCGCCGAUCUAGGAGUGGGCGAUCUUGCCAUUUCCAGCACCCCCACCCAGGACCAGCCCAUGCAGACUCUCAUGGGGGUGUAUCGGCCCGGUCAGUCCAAACGCGAAAAGCAUCUCCGCAAAGCAGCAUUCUACGCCGCGGACUCAAUCUCCAUGUCCGACCAACUCGGAAACACCUUCGCCGAGUUUACCUGCCGGGAGCUGCCCAUCCAAUGUGCCAUGUGUACAUUUGAUUGUGCUCAAGUCCUGGCGGAAUGGAUCACCACGGUCCAAGAGCGCGUGGGCCCCUAUUUGGGCGUCCUUGGUCGGGAUGAUAUCGACCUUGCGCAAGCUACUAGCAUUAUGCUGCUGGAGGAAGAGGACUGCAAGCUGCUGGGAAAAAUUCAGGAGAUUCUCACGAGUGUCGAAACUAAGAUGAAGAAGGAGGUCCAGAGCGGCGCAACCAUCUCCGCGCUAAGCGUCCUCCAACGUCUGCCUAGUGUGGUUGAAGGAGGUUACGGCUGCAAGAUUCUGGUUUCCACUGCCAGCCUUCUCGAUCGGGCUGCUGUGUGGCCGGUCACAAAGUUGAUGGCGCGAUCUCUCGAGUCGCAGGCUAUGCGGUUGAAGGAGCGUGCUGAAGGCUCCUCGAUUGGACCCAGCUAGUUCUGUCUAUGCCCUGUUACAGACCGAUAUUCGCCGAGUCCUGCUGAAAAUGCUAUCUGUAUGCGGAGAUCGCUUCAACGCGUUGGGCAUCAACGGCUGCCUGCUCCAGUCGACUGCUGUCUUCA
Molecule: messenger RNA, 4152 nt
Organism: Aspergillus heteromorphus CBS 117.55
Lineage: Eukaryota; Fungi; Ascomycota; Eurotiomycetes; Eurotiales; Aspergillaceae
Gene: amdX
Product: putative C2H2 transcription factor (AmdX)
Exons: 2
Coding region: 491-4027 (1178 amino acids)
Biological process (GO): regulation of transcription by RNA polymerase II; DNA-templated transcription
Cellular component (GO): chromatin
Molecular function (GO): zinc ion binding; RNA polymerase II cis-regulatory region sequence-specific DNA binding; DNA-binding transcription factor activity, RNA polymerase II-specific
Source: RefSeq, a predicted model, not a curated record